GCGAAUCACCGUCGUCGGUAUUGAGAUUUGAUUGAAGUCGCACGUAUUAUUGGGUGGGCGGUGACGCUCCAGACACACUCGCCCGACCGCUCGACUGUCGAACGACGAGAUGUGCAGUUCAGAAUUCCUUUCACAUCACCAUGGUCGCGCCGCCCGUCGUGGUCGCCGUGGACACCCCGUGGUUUGUCAAGAAGGAGUUCUCGCUGAGCCCGACUACGCUCCUCACGACGGCAUCACCGAUCCUGGAAGCCAAGGUGCGGCCAGCACUGACCGUCGACACGACACAAAGCGCAGCCAACACAUUGUAUCUUGCACUCUCGGCCCAGACGCGCCAGCUCCAGCGCGACCUCGCUGCCGCCCUCGAGAGCAUCAAAGUGCUCACGGCCGAGCGGGACGCGGCACACGCCACGAUCCGCGAGCUCCAAGCGGCCAACGAGGCGCACGUCGCGGUCCUCACCCAGCGCGCAAACGAUGCCGAGGCCAAGGCUCUAGUGGCGUCCUCAGAGACGCUCCUUGCAAACAUGGCGCGCAUCGACUUGGACUACCGCCUCUUGCACCUCCAGGCGACGCACCACGAGCGCUGCACGCAGCUCGAACUCCACAACGCCAAGCUUUUGCGCGACGUCGCGACGCUUUUGACCCACCGACACCGUCUCGAGGAGGAGAAGGACGUCCACGAGACCGUCAUUCGAACACUCCAUGCGCGCACGAGCUACUUUAAAGCUCGCAUGCACGAACUGGAGACGGACCUGGAUACGCUCACGCACCUGACGCCGGUCGUGACGACGCCAGUGACGGCGGUUGUGCCCAAGCUCGUGCGCCAACGAUCGUUGCGGCAGACAAAGCCGCUGCCGCCCCUCCGCAUUCUCACGUCCAAGGUCGUCUCGAGCAUGCUCCACAAAGCGACGAUGCUGUACUCGCUCCACCGCGCCAACGAGCUCCGGAAACCGCGCGGCUGCAAACGCCUCUUGGCCAAGAAACCGUCUCGCCGUCUCCUCCUUCUCUAGACAAAUUCUCUGCAUUCCUAUUUUAUGGCCAACAUGGCCCUAGACACUCUCAACUUAUGACGACUAUUUAAUUAACACUUGUCCUCCACACAUGUUAAC
Molecule: messenger RNA, 1106 nt
Organism: Saprolegnia diclina VS20
Lineage: Eukaryota; Oomycota; Saprolegniomycetes; Saprolegniales; Saprolegniaceae
Exons: 1
Coding region: 141-1007 (288 amino acids)
Source: RefSeq, a predicted model, not a curated record